GUACAGAGAGGUUGCAGCAGAAAAAUACACUCGUAAGUUAAAAGCUGUGGCUUUCUCUUUGUUUUUUGAACGGCUUCUAUUGUGUGAGCGCUGGUCUUAGACCCGCCUCCUUGCCUGUUCUCAACUGGGUCCAGGAGAUGGAGGAUAAAUAUUUGGCCUCUGUGUGGCGUAUUUUAUUGAGCGGCUUCACUUCGAUAGAGCGGCAUCAUGUCUGGUAGAGGUAAAGGCGGUAAGGGACUUGGUAAAGGUGGCGCAAAGCGUCAUCGUAAGGUCCUUCGCGAUAACAUCCAGGGAAUCACUAAGCCGGCUAUUCGCCGUCUGGCUCGCCGUGGCGGUGUUAAGCGUAUUUCUGGCCUGAUUUAUGAAGAGACUCGCGGUGUGCUGAAGGUCUUCUUGGAGAACGUCAUCCGCGACGCCGUCACCUACACCGAGCACGCCAAAAGAAAGACCGUCACCGCCAUGGAUGUGGUGUACGCUCUGAAACGCCAGGGACGCACUCUGUACGGCUUCGGCGGAUAAACGUUCAACACCGAAUCACGUCAACACAACGGCUCUUUUAAGAGCCACC
Molecule: messenger RNA, 568 nt
Organism: Tachysurus fulvidraco (yellow catfish)
Lineage: Eukaryota; Metazoa; Chordata; Actinopteri; Siluriformes; Bagridae
Product: histone H4
Exons: 1
Coding region: 208-519 (103 amino acids)
Biological process (GO): nucleosome assembly
Cellular component (GO): nucleosome
Molecular function (GO): structural constituent of chromatin; DNA binding; protein heterodimerization activity
Source: RefSeq, a predicted model, not a curated record